Messenger RNA from Maylandia zebra (zebra mbuna), 2124 nucleotides. The record is from RefSeq and is a predicted model, not a curated record. Lineage: Eukaryota; Metazoa; Chordata; Actinopteri; Cichliformes; Cichlidae.
UUGCUACUCGUACCCACAAUGCAAUGCGCGAAAGUCCGUGGUCUGUCGAUCUCCAUUGUUCUUGUAAAUGCAGUUGGAGAGAGAAAAAAGGACACCGAUAGCGAUUUUCCUUACUGAGGAUUUUGCAACACUGGUCAUUUCUGCACGAUGAAGCCCACAUCGAAUUCAGACGAGGAUGUUGCUGCAGUCUUGCAGUCUUCCGAAAGCAAAAAAGAUAGCACUAGCAAUGAAGAAGGGGAGGAAUUUCUGCCAGGUAAUGAGGAGCCUUGCAGCUCGUCUGAGGAGGAGAAGGAAGAUCGAAAAAGUCAGUGGAGAUCGAAAAAUGGGGAAAUCCUGUGGUGUCCCACACACGAGGAGACCCUGCCAUAUUUUCCUUCUUCCAUUUUAACCCCAGGACCAACCCCUUACGCAAUUGCUAGGAUCAGCAGCCCCGUGAGUGCUUUUGAUCUUUUAUUUGCGGAGGACCUUAUGCAGCUAAUCCAGCAUUUUACCAACCUGCAGGGGAAGAGGUCGAUAAAAGAUUGGAAGGACGUAGAAGAGGAGGAGCUGCGGGCUUACAUGGGCCUGCUGAUCCUGGCUGGUCUGUACAGGUCUCAACAUGAAUCUACAAUAAGCCUGUGGGAUGGGGUGACAGGACGUGUUUUUUUUUCUGCUACAAUGGCACAAAAAAGAUUCCAGCAAAUUAAUCAGGCCCUAAGAUUUGACGAUCGUCUUUCCCGUUCAGGUGGCAGGGAGAAUAAAUUGGGUCCUAUAAAGGAUUUAUGGAGCAAGUGGAGUAGCCGCCUGCCCAAAUUUUUUAAUCCAGGGAGGGACAUAUGUGUGGAUGAGCAGCUGGUCCCUUUUAGGGGCCGCUGUUCAUUCAAACAAUAUAUGCGCCUCAAACCUGCAAAAUAUGGGCUAAAGAUCUGGGCCCUAUGCGAUGUGAAGACCGCCUAUGCCUGGAGGCUGCAGUUGUACACUGGGAGGUCUGAAUCAGCAAAGAGGCAGGUUAGUCAAGGAAUGCAGGUGGUGCUUGAUUUGACAGACGGACUGAAGGGCCACACAGUAACAAUGGACAAUUUUUUUACAUCAUUUCCUCUUGCAGAGGAAUUGAGGAAAAGGAAGAUGGCCCUGGUGGGCACUCUGAGGAUUAACAAACCUGAGCUGCCCCCACAGCUGCUGAACAUUCAACACAGAGAGUUAAUGUCCUCUGUCUUUGCUUUUAGUCACAACGCUGCUUUGGUAUCCUACGUGCCAAAGAAAUCAAGAAAUGUUCUCCUGUUGAGCACAAAGCACCGUGAGCCACAAGUCGAAAGCUCUGGCAAGAAAAAGCCCCAGAUCAUCCUGGACUAUAACAAGUGCAAAGGGGCUGUGGAUCAUCUAGAUCAGGUUUGUGGCAACUACUCCUGCCGUCGGAGGACACGUAGGUGGCCCAUGUGUCUGCUGUAUCACAUGCUUGAUGUAAGCUGCUACAACGCUUUUGUCCUCUUCACUGCUGUGGACACAGAGUGGAACAGAGGAAAGGGACAUGUCCGGCGUCUGUACAUAGACCAGGUUGGCAGAGCCCUUAUCACCCCGACCAUGAUGAAGAGAAACUACCUGCCUAGAACACCGUUCGCACUCAGCCUGGUCUUACAAGCCCAAGGCAAAGAGCAGCAGAAGCAGGUGAAAGAGGAAGAGCAGCAGGAAGAGGAGGAAGAGCAGCAGGAGGAGGAGUGGGAGUCGCCUUCCAAAAAGCGGAUGCAGUGCGCAUCGUGCAAACAGCGCAAAAGGGUCAUAAACAACUGCAGCAGAUGUGGUGCCCCUGUCUGCAAAAUCCAUUUGAAAACACUUUGUGCUUUAUGUUAUAAAAAGUAAAUUACAUCUUUGUUCAGUUUGUUGUUGAGUUUGUUCAGCUCAGUUCAGUUUGUUUUUGCAAAAAAGUGUCAUUGAUCCAAAAAUAAUAAUGCAUCUAAAUCAAUGUUGUUAUCAAUUACUGACCUAUUACUGUAAUAACCUCAUCCCAAAUAUUUUGUUUUGCAACCAAUUUUUGGAAAAUAUUGCAGAUUAUGUUUUUUUCCAAUAAAAAAACAGGGGCCUAUAUGACAAUAAUGGUAUAGAAAUAUACAAAUAUUAAUAAAAAAGAAUAAAAAACAUUAUACCUAU